GUUAAUAAACGACUUUCGACACGUGCGGUUCAUGUGAAGACGGAAAACGGUGACAUUUUUGUUUAACAAAAAUUGUCUGUUAAAAAUAAAAAAACAGUUAAAAACAAACAAUAAAACUAGUUACAACAAAAAGAGAGUGAAUUUAGUGAAGCAAUAGAAACAAAAAAAAAAAAAACUAACACGACAUUUACAAAAAUAAAAAAACAACGGUUUUUUACAUAGAAAAACUAAAAAACAGAAUAAAAGUGAGGAGUGACUACUACAUACUUAUAAAGUUUUUCUAUUUACCACAAUUUUUUUAUAAAAUCAACAAUUAAUUCAUUAUCAUGAAAUUUUCUAUGGGAAUGUAAUCCUACCCCCAACUUGGUAGAGUUGUAUUCAGAUUGCAAAUUAUAUCAUAAACGAAAUAAAUCAACAACAAAAAAAAACUUGAGUGAAAAUAUUAAAAAAAAAAAUCGAAAGAAAAAAUGUUAAGCAGGAGGUGUGUUUUGAGUUGCUGCGUCAGACCAUAAUGCACCAGUGACUUUCUUUUCCAUUAAAAUUUUUUUUCAACAAUUUCUACGAAAAAAAGUGAAUUUAUAAAAGAAAUUUUUAAAUAAAAAUACAAGUGUUUUUUUAAUAAAGAAAAUCCCCCAAAAAAAGUUAAAAAAUAAAUGAAAGAAAGAAAAAAAUGUUAGUUCCGUGUUUAAACAUGAUUAAAAAUUGAAUUAGUGCAUAAAUUAAAACAACAAAUUUGUUACUAAUAAUAUUAAUAAGAAAUUCAAUUAAUAAAAGAAUUAAAUUUAAAGUUUUCAAAUCAUAUUAAAUGUUGUGCAAAAUAAAAUAUUAAAAAAAAAGCUGUAAACUUAUUAAUUUUUUUAUUAUAAACUUUUACUCUUGCAACAAGUCACUACACUACAUUUGUAUUUUGUUGCCCAACAAACAACACACAGAAAACUUGUAGAGAAAAAAAAUGGAUACAACCACUUCAAGUAUUGAUACUGCCAACAGCAGUGGCAUGAGCACAAUGAGCAGCAACAACAGCAGCGGCAGCAGCAACACAAAUGCAACAGAUACCACAGAUGGUUUGCCGUUUUGUUUUAUACGGGGUUCUGAUCCUCGAGCUGCCACAUGUCGUGGAAAAUUACAAAGUCGUCGCUGUAAAUUAAAUCAGGAAAUCAACAAAGAAUUACGUUUACGAGCCGGUGCUGAAAACCUCUUUAAGGCAACCACAAAUCGUAAAUUACGUGAUACCGUAGCUCUAGAAUUGAGUUUUGUCAAUUCAAAUUUACAAUUAUUAAAAGAACAAUUGGCUGAAUUAAAUUCAUCAGUGGAAAUUUAUCAAAACAAUAGUCAAGAUGGUGUAAUGCCCAUGAUACCAUUAGGUUUAAAAGAAACAAAAGAAAUUGAUUUUAUGGAACCGUUUUCCGAUUUUAUACUAGAACAUUAUAGUGAAGAACCAUCAAUGUAUACAGAUGCUAUAGCCGAUAUAACAGAUACAAGACAGGCCUCCAAAACACCCAGCCGCGAUAGUCAGGGUGUGGCUUUACUCUUUCGCUACUACAAUUUAUUGUAUUAUGUUGAAAGACGUUUCUUUCCACCAGAUCGAAAUUUAGGUGUCUAUUUUGAGUGGUAUGAUUCGUUAACCGGCGUCCCCUCUUGCCAACGCACAAUUGCCUUCGAAAAGGCCUGUACUCUUUUCAAUUUGGGUGCCAUUUAUACACAAAUCGGUGCCCGUCAUGAUCGUACCACAGAAAAGGGUCUGGAUGCCGCUGUCGAUAGUUUUCUACGUGCUGCCGGUAUAUUUCGUCACAUUUACGAUACCUUCACCAAUGCACCCUCGAUGGAUUUGAAACCGCAGGUUUUGGAUGUUUUGGUAUCGUGCAUGUUGUCGCAGGCACGUGAGUGUCUGUUCGAAAAGUUGCAAUUACAAAUCGAGUCAUUGGGUUUAACGGAAUCGAGUCAUCUUUUUAAAGAUUUAGCUGGCGAAGCAGCACAACUAACACAAGAGUACAAUGAAAUGCACAAAAAUAUACAAUUAAAUGAUACCCAUACAUAUUUGCCUGAAUGUUGGGCUGGUCUAGUGCCACUCAAAGCUGAAUAUUAUAAAGCUCUGGCUCAUCAUUAUGAAGCUCGUAGCAUAGAUGCCAAGGAUGACAAAGCUUCCUUGAGUACCAAAAAAAGUCAAGCCACCUCAAAUGAAUCGUUUAUUGGUAAUGCGCGGGAGGCGAUGCGCUGUGCUGCCGAUGACAGCGAUGAGGAGUGCACAAGUUUGGCGGCCUUAAAACGGGCACAUUUAAAAGAAGCAAUGGCUAGUCAUGAAGAAACACAACGUCUGCAGCGCAUGUGUCGUUAUUUAAAGAAUAAAAUGUCUCUAACACAAGUCGUUAAGGAAGCCCAGUAUAAGACACAAGAUGAAUUGGAAAAGUUAUAUGAAGAAAUGCCAGAGAAUGAAAUCGAUGAGGUGUUCGAUAUCAGUCAAGUAGAAGCCUGCUCUAAGUUUACUUUAACUUUAACUGGUCCCGAUUUUACUUCGUACAAAAUUGAAGAUCCCUUUAAACGUUUGGGUCCCAUUGCCAUUUUCUCUGCCCGGCGUCAUUGGACCGCACCACGUUGUGUACGCCUACAAAAGGGUUCUUCGAUUUAUCAUGAUGGUACCCAUUAUCACUGUCAUUGUCCAUCGCCUUCCGAGGGUCAUGAGGUGGGCUGCAGUUUGUAUAAAGAGGAAUUGGAAAGUUUUGGUUUUCAUGUUCAAGGUGAUUCACCGGUUAUGAUUGCUCACGUCGAGAUUAAUUCUCUAGCUGAUAUGGGUGGCAUUAAGGAGGGUGAUUUUAUUGUCGAAAUUGCUGGCAUUGAUGUUAAAUGGUACUUGCAUCAACAGGUGGUGCGUUUAAUACAAUCAUGUGGUUCCACACUGGAACUGAAAGUCAUUACGCCCAUGGAUAGGAAUUAUUUAAAACCUUUAUCAUCAAAGGGUUCGAUUUCCACAUUAUCUGCUGCUAGUUCUUCGGGUGUUUCAUCGGGUUCAUCCAGUCCCACUGGCACCACUACGAAACCCAAAAUACGCUGUAAGUCUACAUCAAAAACACGAGUUGGUAGUGUUUCAUCAUCAUCUUGGAAUCCAUUUCGACGUACACCUAGUUUAGCUAAGAUAUUUUAAGAUUUUUUUUUU
Lucilia sericata (common green bottle fly) is the source of this 3151-nucleotide messenger RNA. It is a transcript of the gene Rhp, whose product is annotated as rhophilin-2. NCBI's taxonomy places the organism in Eukaryota, Metazoa, Arthropoda, Insecta, Diptera, Calliphoridae. The transcript has 13 exons. Gene Ontology annotation, biological process: negative regulation of stress fiber assembly; signal transduction. The record is from RefSeq and is a predicted model, not a curated record. Gene Ontology annotation, molecular function: protein binding. Bases 953 to 3139 code for a protein of 728 amino acids.